CCCCAUCCCAGGGAGGACCCCGCGCCGCUUUAUGAUUGGCCGCGGGGCGGCCCCGUUCCUUUUCUCUUCCGGUCGCAGGAGCUGCCGCCGCCGCCAUGAAUGACACAGUGACCAUCAGAACCAGGAAGUUCAUGACCAACAGACUUCUGCAGCGUAAGCAGAUGGUGAUUGAUGUUCUUCAUCCUGGGAAGGCCACAGUCCCCAAAACAGAAAUCAGGGAAAAGCUGGCAAAAAUGUACAAGACAACCCCUGAUGUAAUUUUCGUCUUUGGCUUCAGAACUCACUUUGGUGGUGGCAAGACAACUGGUUUUGGCAUGAUCUAUGAUUCCCUGGACUAUGCAAAGAAAAAUGAACCAAAGCACAGGCUUGCCAGGCACGGCUUGUAUGAAAAGAAAAAGACUUCCAGGAAGCAGCGAAAAGAGCGUAAGAACAGAAUGAAGAAAGUCAGGGGCACAGCCAAGGCAAAUGUUGGUGCUGGCAAGAAGAAGAAAUGAAGUAUCUGCAGUAAAUGAACAUUCUUUGGAUGGAAAACAGAUAACAGAAACCUAAGUGCUGUGGUCUAUAACUGCUCCAGAAAAAACUGGUUUUAUUACAAAUGAUCUGAGUGACACAGUUGGAAGGAACUUAACCAGUCUGUCUGGGAGCUGAUAUAGUGAGUGUGAUGUCUUACACAGAAAGCUGUCAAAGCAGUUGUAGCUUGUUGAUCUCUUCUACAGAAUUACUAUAAUUUAAGCUCAUUUAUUGCCAUGGCAAUGCUGGGAAAUUUUGAACUUUAUGCUCUUACAAGAAGAGCAGUUUGGUUCACCUGACUUGUUUGGGAAACAGUUUUUUCAGGCUUUAUAAAAGUACAAGUGUAAGAAUUGUUUCAA
Messenger RNA from Parus major (Great Tit), 869 nucleotides. RefSeq names its product ribosomal protein S24 (gene RPS24). The record is from RefSeq and is a predicted model, not a curated record. Gene Ontology annotation, molecular function: structural constituent of ribosome. Gene Ontology annotation, biological process: translation. The transcript is spliced from 8 exons. The coding region runs from base 96 to 494 and encodes 132 amino acids. Lineage: Eukaryota; Metazoa; Chordata; Aves; Passeriformes; Paridae. Gene Ontology annotation, cellular component: ribosome.